Molecule: messenger RNA, 1336 nt
Organism: Rana temporaria (common frog)
Lineage: Eukaryota; Metazoa; Chordata; Amphibia; Anura; Ranidae
Product: pentraxin-related protein PTX3-like
Exons: 2
Coding region: 149-595 (148 amino acids)
Biological process (GO): innate immune response
Molecular function (GO): complement component C1q complex binding
Source: RefSeq, a predicted model, not a curated record
AAUUCACCUGGGGCUCCCAAAGCAUUUAUUAGGGGGCUUCCUCCUCACUCUCCACAGAGCCACACUCUGCUUUGCUUUAGAGAACAUCACUAGCACAAAAGGCAGCAACUGCAAUAGUCCACAGUUCUUCACUGUUCACUUCAACAAGAUGAUGAAGCCACUACAGAUAUUAUUCUGUUCAAUUUUAUGUCUGUCUUCUGCUCUGACUAUUGCUGUAGAUGUUCAAGAGAUGGAUAAUCAUAUACUAGUGACCGAAAAAGUGACUUUACCAGAUUGCAAACUAAAAGAACAUACAAAAUGGGAUAAAAUGAUGACGACGCUGGAGAACUCUCACAUGAGACAGAAUAUGCUGCUUCAGUAUUUUGAAGAAUUUAAGGUGGAACUACAGAUUGUGCAAAGAGAGCUUUGGCAGCUAAGAGCAAAAACAUCAGGAUCCUGUAAAGACUGCUUUAAGAGCAUUACAGCGGAUUUUUCAAGCCUGCUGGAUUCAAAGUGUCAGCCACAACACACUUUGAAUAAAAAUGUGGAAGAAUCAAUUGCUGUAAAUCAGGACAUAGAAGACAGACUUCAACGCAUUGAAAAUCUCUUGAAAUGAGAAGAUGCAGAUCAGAAUAAAGUAGAACCUGCAGACGAAGCAGAAAGCGAUUCUGUUUUGGCACGAUUACCUGCAGGUAAAUCAACUGUACUAGGUAGUAGUCAUUGUUUGAAACAACAAUAACUUUAUUCCUAACAUGUACAUACAGAUUUUUUUUCUCUGCACAGAAUAUUGAUCCUUAUUUUGGUCACCAUGUAAGAUGCUGUAAAUUUCUUCAAAUAGCAUUUACAGGAUAUAACAAGGAGGAAUACCAGUUACAGCGUUUGUCAUGAACAGUCUCAGAUCCAAAGACAACGCUGACAAAUAGAAAAUGAUAUAUGAGCAUCUCCAGAUGUGCUGAAUGUUUUAUACUGUGAGCUUUUGUAACCCUUGUGUCUUUUGAUUAUAAGUCAGACAGUUAGCAUUAGAUUGUGUAUAAAGUAAUAACUGAUAUAGCUUCAUAACAAAAAUGUGCGCCAAAGAAGGGGGAGGGGCUCAGCUCAGAGAAUUGAGCCAGCAGCGUUACUUCCACAAGCAGUUUAAAAGUGCUGAGUAAUCCUUCUUCCAGAUUAGUUCACUGGCAUCCAAAUACUAUUGCUGUUAAUCUGAACUGUAAAAGAAAACUUCUGCUAGGAGUUGGAUUUUCCAUUUACUGAAAAUGUGAAAUGGCUGUGCAAAAUAUCUGCAUUUAGCCCUGGUUCACAUUGAUGCUACUUUAAAAUUGCGCUACUUCACUUGAAGUAGCGCAAUUUCAAAGUAGCA